UUUGUUACAAAAUCGCGUCCCAAGUAAAAUCAAGUUAUAAAAAUCCAAUGUAACUGAAAUAUAAAAUACAAUAAGUUUAAUAACUUUCCUCAUUUCUCACAAAUUAAUUUUAAAAACUCACGAUUGAAAUUAUCGUAUACAACUUGAAGUAAAUAUAUGAUACACUAUUCGAUUUAAUUUUUAUUUUAUUUUCUCAUCAGCUUAUUGAUAAAAUAGCUGUUUUAAUCACUUUUCGUGUGACGUGGCGUAGAUAUUUACUCACAAAUCGGGUGUUAAUUAUGUGAAAUGUGAAGUUAAAUUAGUUAUUUGAGUGAUGGAUGAAAGCACAAAUUCCCCUUGCAAGGAUUGCAAUGAAGGUGUUGAGGCACAGUUGCGAAAGGAUUUGGAGCACCUGAGGCAACACCUCGCUGAAAAGGAUGCUCAUUUUGUAGCUCUCGAGGCCGAGUAUUUCAAAUGCAACGCACGGGCUACAGAUUUAGAUGAGCAGGUCAAUACCUGGAGGGAAAAGUAUGAACGGCUAUACGAUUCACACAAAAGAGUUCAGAAAUUGAAUCAAGUGUUAGAAGACAAGCUGCUGCAGAUGGUUGAUAAGAUGAAGAGUGAAAAGAGCCAAUUGACCAAGGACAUUGCUACUUUGUCUGUGCGGUUGGCGGAGUCAAAGCAUAACUACAGUAUGCUACAGAAAGAGAAUGAAAGAUAUAAAAAUGAUAUGAAUCUUGCAAUUCAAUUGUUGCAAUGCAAGCCUGACAACUUUGUAUCUCAAAAAUUGGACAAUCUCCCUGUAGAUACACAGGCGCGAGUAUCUCAGUACGUCAUGUCGAAAACACCAAAGACAGCCAGUUCAGCGGCUUCAAAGACCGGUAAUGAUAUUGAUACAUUUGACGCAAGUGAAUAUGAAUUUAAUAUUUCAGCAUCUCUUAUGUCUAAAAUACUUGAAGACAGCAUUCAAGAUACAGUCACCAAGCAUUGUGAUACAUGCACAUGUUCCAAAUCUCAGAGCAAACCAUUUUGCUAUAAUGAAAGUUAUUAUACUGUUUCCACACAGACUCAACUUAGUGGGGAAAUGAAGAAUUCUCUCUGCCUGAACUGUAAUACAGAUAUUAAAUCUUUGAACUCGGGUUUAAGCGUGAGAAGUGUGUCGCCUCAUGCUAUCAAGGUUAUUAAUGAAAAAAUUAACAAUCACAGCCCGAGUCCCAUGUUCAUAGUUCCACAGACAUUGCCUGUGGAGACUAAAGAAAACGUGCCAUUAAUUGAAGUGGCUAAAGCAAGUACUGUAAUUGAAAUUCCGUCAAAUGAAAAGACAGCACCGGAAGUAAACACGCAUGAAGUUAACAUGGACAUACAAAAUGAGGUGUUUACUAAACCAGAUGAAAUAAAGCGAAAAGAUACUAUGAGUAUGGAACCUACUAUUCAUCAUAAGCUAUGUGACAGAACAAAGACUUCUAUCUCUAGUAAAAAAAGCAGUAUUCAUAGUGUAGGAAAUGAAGACUUACUAAUCAAAGACAUUCCAAAUGCUAAAGAGAUUAAAGUUAAAAACCAAAGUCCUUAUGCAGACUCAUUGCACAUAAGAAAGCAUUCUCAUAGUUCCUUGGGCAAUGGUAGUCGAACAUCGUCUGUAGCUAAAUCAACUGUAAGCACGCAUAAAUCUACCAAUCAAGUAGGCCCCGGGCCGCGAUUCUGCCACUUACGCAUGCAAGCUGGCUCAAAAAACAUUUUGCUCGACAACGCUGAACCGGAUGUUCCACCGGUUUUGUAUCGACGUCAAAGUAGAUGUAACGAAAAUUCUAUAUUCAAAGAUCUAAAUGAUGGUAUGGACAAUUUUAUAGAUUUGGAAAAACCAGACGACGAUGCUAAGAUUAAUAGCAACAAUGAGACGGUAGUGGUUGAAAGUACGCUCAUAGAUGUUCAUGUUGAUAAUAACAACAAGGAUUCCAAUUCAAGCAAUAAAAGCAAUUCAAUAAAUCCAAUACUACUGAAUGUUGUAUCUUCGGCACCAUUACAGCCAUUGAAGACGCAUAACUUUGCUGCUAACAAUGAGCAUAUAAAUAAUAAUGAACAGAGUAUUACAAGUCAACAGAAUUCAUGUGAAAUUGACAAUUUAUUGAGCGAUUUCACUGUUGAAAACACAGUUCCUAAAAAAGAUACAACUCGAGAUGAAGAAAAUGCUAAAAAAGUCGAUGAGCCCACCCCAACCGAUAACCAUGAUGUGAAAAUAUUUAAUUUCGAUCGUUACGAACAAAACAAGGUAGCUAGUCAAUAUGCAAGACCUCUAAAGAAGAUAGAUAUGUCACAAUUUCAUACUUUGGAAAAUACAAAGAUUUCCAAAGAUGCUCCUCCUCAGGGUAUAUUACCCAAGUAUAACAAGAAAAUCGAACCAGCCCUUAAACCCACAACACCAAAUAUUGUAAAUGUCUAUCCAAACUUGACACAAACACAUUUGAAAGUUAACGAAACUACUAAGAUAUUUACAAAUGAACAGAGCACUAGCUCGCUAUCUAGUGACGACAGCGCCGCUAUGUUGCAGAAGCAACAAUUGUUGCGCGUGGCUGAAUGGGUCGAAAAGAAUUUAGAACAACAGAAUAAUUUAAAUGAUCCAUUGGAAGACGAAUGCAGUUUCGCAAACCGUGCAUUGCGACGAGACAAUAAAAUAAACAGGCUCACUGAAACGUUAAAUGAACUGGCCCUUAACAUGCCACACCCUGUUAGUAAAUACUCUAAAUCUUAUAACCGCGAUGCUCGUAACAAUUGGAUCCAGAAUUCCAUUGCGACUCAUGCUAAUCCAGAGAAAGCAGCUAAACAUUCAGCUAACAUAAAGCUCAUGAACAACGUCGCCAAAGAAACAAUAUUUCCAGUUGACAGUGGCGACGUAACGGUAACGGAAAUAAACGAUAAUACAAAGAGUCCAACUAGUAGUGAAUUUGACCCAAACAAAGAAUUAAGAGAGGCUCUUAAAGCCAAAGGUGAUAAAGAUAUAUCGCCAGAAGAUUUGGCGCGAAUGGAAUACAAUGUCAAGAAAUUUUUAUUGAGCGGCCCUUAUUGGGUGAACCCGAAUUCGGUUGGUAGAAGCCGACGCACAAGCAGCAAAACUGAGACUGAUGUAUAAUUCCAAAUGUAGUUGUCUAAAUAGAUAACAUUCCAAAUUAAUUCGGAACAGUGUUCAUAAUUUAUUUAUAUUUACAUACGCUUAAAUACGGCUUCUAAUUUAUAUAGAGUUUUCAUCGCUAAAAUGCUUUUGCAGGACGUACCUUAGGUCUUAAUUGAAAUCUUGUGAUGUGUGUAGAAGCUUUAUUGUAUAAUUUAAUCAUUGUUUUUCAGAGUAUUGUCAAUCCUUUCCGAAAGUUUGUUUUCAUGUUUUAUAUCGAUGUUUGUGCUCCUAGUCUGUAUUGAUAAGUAUUUUUAGAUAGAAUUAUUAUAUAGUAUAAUGAUUGUGAUUAUAGCUUAAUGACUUGUGUUAGUAUCACAAUUAAGUGUCUAUCUUAAUAAUAUCAUGGUUAGUGGUGCCGGGUAAAAUCUAAUUACGUAGAAAUCGUUACCAUAUUCAUGUGAUAUAAUGAAAAAAAAUUAUCUCAAAAAGUAGUCUUCACCGAAUAAAGCCCAGAAUAUAUUUUCAAUAAAAAUAGUUUCUAUAAAAGUCAAUUGUAACAGCUCAACAAGAAAUUUGUUCUCUUUGAUAGUGGUAAAGGUGUAUAUUUCCUAAGAAAUUUUCCUGAAAAAUCUUAUGAUAUAAUCAGUAUAUAUGUGUACCUAUUUAGAUUUUACCUAGGCGUCGCACAUAUGCAAAAUACUGCAUUUAACAAAUUAUUGUAUCUUGGGCAAAUUUAUACCAAUGUAAUCUCCAUAACAAAUGCACAUUCCUUGUUAAUAUAUUAUUGUAUAAGCAACUGUAUUCAAUAUAAGACUUGGCUGAACUGUAUUAUGCUGUAACCUCCACGUCAUUAAAAUUCUGAUACAUUCAAGCAUCACAACUAAAUAUUAUUUGGGACAUAACAAGUUUCUAAAAUAUGUGAUAAAUUAAUUAGUACACAAUGUACAAAAUUAUAGCACCACUAUUUUGUAAGGAUGGUUAAGGUGAAGAAUUAAUAUCUCUUUGAUUAAAACAUGUAUUUUAUUGUAAUUCUUUUCUGUUUCAAUUUUUUUUUUAUGAUAGAAGCUUGCAGUUUUUUUAGAAUGAAAAUAGAAUCUAUAGUAAAUAAACCGGAAAAGAGCUUCGUUGCAUGUUCAAUUUAUAAUAUAUAUCUAAUAUAAUAAAAUAAACAUUUAAUCAAAGAGAUGUUUAUUUUUUUCAGAAUUAGCGCUUUUCAUAUAGGAGAAAUAUUUUUAAAUUGCAAGACAAAACUGCUUUCGUUAGAUUAUACACCUUACGGUAACAUUUGCCUGUGUCAGAGUUGAUGGAAGUAUAUUUUAUUACACUAAGAACAAGAUAAUAUUCUAAAUAGAUAUGAUAUAUUGUGAUCGUACUUUGAUAUUUAUUUUAUAAGGAUUAUAAUCCUAUUGUAAUAAAUAUGGUGUUAUUUUUAUGUGCAAUGAUUUUUUUUUAUUUGAAUUUGAUUUUUUUUAUGCAAAGAAACUACAUAUUUCACAUCCCUAGCAGCUAUGGCAUCUGUUCGUGUGUUGCGUUUCUGAGCUUUCCUUUUGAAUUCCCUUCAUAUUUUUUCCAUAUUCUAAACUUAUAAGUUUCUCCUGAACUCGUCAAAUAGACCGAUGAGUCACUUUUCUUGCACACCCUAAAGGAAUAUCAAUAUGAGGAAAAAUUACUUCCACCAGCUCGGAUGGUUCUGGAUUAGAUGUGAUUCUUACUAUGCGAUUCAACUAAGAAAGGGAAUGUUUAUGACCUUUAUGUGUCAAUUUUAUGUCAUUACUUGAAAAUCCAUCCUUUUUGCAUUUCUGACUUGUUAGCUGAGAUUAUUGUUAAUUCGUUUGAAGUAACCUAUGACGCAGAAUCGUCCUAUUCUUAGUUGAUCCGCAUAGUAUAUAGCUUUGUUCUUAUUAAACCGUAACCUUGCGUACACUAAAAAGUCCACAUCGAUUCCGUCGAUAAAACGUUAUUGGAAAUAGCUAAAUAUAUACACUAAUUAUUUAUGCUUUUUGCUUACACGACAGACAGCUGAUUAAAUAUUUUACUAUGUGUAGUGUAUUUAAUGGGUGUUUUAAAAAUACUUUAACUGUAUAAUUGAAUGGAUUUAUAUUUUUUAAAUAGCGUAGUUAGGGUAAUGAGAGAUUAGGGUGGUACGUGGAAAUUUUUGCUAUUUUUCGUGUGUAAUUUAUAGCACAAUUUUGAAAAAAUAUUAGCAUCCGACUAUUAUUCCAAAAAUGACAUUUAUUUAUUUAUUCGUUUUUAUUUGAAAUAUAUGGUGCGAUUUAACGACAAUUUUUUUUAAACUAUUUUUCAUUAUUUUAUAUCGAAUUUAAUUACUUUAUUAGGGUUGUAUAGGAAAAUGAGGUUGUACUAGAGGCACAAAGUACGUGGCAUUAUCUGGAUAAGAUGUAUAAUGAUUUGUAAUGGUGUAGCUAUGAUGAUCUGAACGAUUUUUAUAUUAGUUUAACAAAUAAAAUUUAUCAGCACGAUGAAUGUUAAAGAUUUUUUUGGUAUGACAGGAAAAACAUUAUGCUUUUAUUAUUGUCGACUUAAUUUAUAUGUGUAAAGAAUAUUAUCAGAAGCGUAUAUGAUGAUCUCAU
Zerene cesonia (dogface butterfly) is the source of this 5676-nucleotide messenger RNA. Its product is annotated as probable serine/threonine-protein kinase DDB_G0282963. The coding region runs from base 314 to 3103 and encodes 929 amino acids. NCBI's taxonomy places the organism in Eukaryota, Metazoa, Arthropoda, Insecta, Lepidoptera, Pieridae. The transcript is spliced from 5 exons. The record is from RefSeq and is a predicted model, not a curated record.